AUGGCAAGGCGAAAAGUUCAUAAGAGUCGCCCCCUUAUAGAAGUACUUGAGGCUGAGCGAGAGCCACAUCUUAGUGUUGGAAAUGUUGUUCCACCUCGGGUUCAAGAAGAAGAAAUGGAACAUGAAUCGCAUAAUGAGCAAACUCAAGAGUCAAAUGCCAAGCCAGAAGUGGGGCUUUCAGAUGGAGUUGUGCCACCAAGGGCUAAUGCAGCUCCAACAUUUUUAGACCCUAGUGUGCAGCGCCUUUUAGAGUCUAUGGCUAGCCUAGCAGAAAGGAAAACUCGCAUCAUUGAACAACAUAAUGUAGCACAGGCCAAGCCAUUGGUGCAACCUAUAGAGAACCGUCUCACAACAAUUGAGAGGUUUAAGAAGUUAGGGGCUCUAUCAUUUUCUGGAUUGCCAAGUCCUAUGGAGGUAGAGGCUUUGUUACGGAGGGUAGAGAAGAUAUUUUUAGUGAUGGAAGUACCAGACGAGCAGCGAGUUACAUUUGUUAGUUUUAUACUGGUGGAGGAGGCCGAAUAUUGGUGGGAGGCAAUGCAACGCCUACUUACGGAAGGUGGCACCAGAGGAUUGACCUGGAACCAAUUCACAAAGGUUUUUAAUGACAAGUACUUUCCAGCUACCUAUCGGUAUGAAAAAGAUAGAGAGUUCCUUCCAGUAGAGCAAGAGGAUUUGAAUGUAGCCCAGUAUGAAGCUAAGUUCAUUUCUUUAUCUCAUUUUCCCCCUUCAUUUGAGGAUGAUGAGGAGGCCUUAACAGCUGAGAAAUAUGUCAUAGAAAUGAAGUUAGCAGAACAACAGAAGAAGUGCCACCUUAGUUCAUGCCAUCAUGAGAACACAUCUAAUAGACCUUCCAAGAGAGGUGGUCAUGGUUAUGGUUUAGUCAAGAGCUCAAAUGCAUGCCAAAAAAAUAGAGAGUAUCCCACCCUAACCCAAAGCAUUUCUAAUCAGCGUCAUGGAAAGUCUACUGGGGCAUCAUCUCAAUUUACUCGAAGUGUUUGCCGGCAGUGUAGGCGAGCAAAUACAAGCGUAUGUCAUGCUGGUACCGAAUUAUGUUUUCAUUGUGGCCAGAAGGGUCAUUUGGUGAAAGACUGCACAGUUUCUAAGAUGACUAAUUUGGGAGAUACACGAGCUUGCUUCAAUUGUGGGCAACCCGGACAUUUGGCUAGAGAUUGCACUCGAAAUGCUUCAUCUACUAGUACUGUAGUUGGUAGUAAUAGAGUUUUAGGUGGAGGCUGA
Camellia sinensis is the source of this 1236-nucleotide messenger RNA. The record is from RefSeq and is a predicted model, not a curated record. NCBI's taxonomy places the organism in Eukaryota, Viridiplantae, Streptophyta, Magnoliopsida, Ericales, Theaceae.